AUGGGGGAACCCCGGACUGGGGCCCCCCUGGAUGAUGGUGGGGCCUGGACGGGCAGUGAGGAAGGCAGCGAGGAGGGCACUGGAGGCAGUGAGGGUGUUGGAGGAGAUGGGGGCCCUGAUGCAGAGGGUGUGUGGAGCCCCGACAUCGAGCAGAGUUUUCAAGAGGCCCUGGCCAUAUAUCCUCCGUGUGGCCGACGCAAGAUCAUCUUGUCAGAUGAGGGCAAGAUGUAUGGCCGGAAUGAACUCAUUGCCCGUUACAUCAAGCUGAGGACAGGGAAGACGAGAACUCGCAAGCAGGUCUCGAGUCACAUCCAGGUUUUGGCUAGAAGGAAAUCAAGAGAAAUUCAGUCCAAGCUGAAGGACCAAGUCUCCAAGGACAAGGCCUUCCAGACGAUGGCUACCAUGUCUUCGGCACAGCUCAUCUCUGCACCGUCCCUCCAGGCCAAGCUGGGUCCUUCUGGCCCUCAGACCACUGAGCUUUUCCAGUUCUGGUCUGGGAACUCUGGGGCACCGUGGAAUGUUCCAGACGUGAAGCCUUUCUCCCAGACACCGUUCUCUGUGUCACUGACUCCCCCAUCCACCGACCUACCAGGGUAUGAGCCGCCCCCAGCCCUCUCACCCCUGCCCCCGCCUGCUCCAUCUCCCCCAGCCUGGCAGGCUCGGGCCCUGGGCACUGCCCGCCUGCAGCUGGUAGAGUUCUCAGCCUUUGUGGAACCACCAGGCGCAGUUGACUCGUUCCAGAGGCAUCUGUUUGUCCACAUCAGUCAGCAGUGCCCCAGUCCUGGAGCGCCGCCCCUGGAGAGUGUGGACGUGCGACAGAUCUAUGACAAGUUCCCCGAGAAAAAGGGUGGCCUCCGGGAGCUGUAUGACCGAGGGCCACCCCAUGCCUUCUUCCUGGUCAAGUUCUGGGCAGACCUGAAUUGGGGCCUAAGUGGUGAAGAGGCAGGGACCAGUGGAGGCAGUGGUGGCUUCUAUGGAGUGAGCAGCCAGUAUGAGAGCCGGGAGCUCAUGACACUUACCUGCUCCUCCAAGGUCUGCUCCUUUGGCAAGCAAGUGGUGGAGAAAGUGGAGACAGAGCGGGCCCAGCUGGAGGAUGGGCGUUUUGUGUACCGCCUGAUGCGCUCCCCCAUGUGUGAGUACCUGGUUAACUUUUUGCACAAGCUGCGGCAGCUGCCUGAACGCUACAUGAUGAACAGUGUCUUGGAGAACUUCACCAUCCUCCAGGUGGUGACCAACAGGGACACUCAGGAAUUGCUGCUGUGUACUGCCUACGUCUUUGAGGUCUCCACCAGUGAACACGGAGCCCAACACCAUAUCUACCGCCUGGUCAGGGACUGAUGGGGCCCCGCUAUUGGUUGUCCUCAGAACACCCCCUUCCCAGGAAGGACCCUUUGGCUCUCCCUGUACCCCUCAUUUGGAGAGAGGGCCAUGAUAAAGAGGCCUGAUUUCAAGCUUGAGCAAGGGGGGCUGGCUCUAUUAGAGGGGAACCCAAAAACUUGUUGAGCUGAAUGAGCUGACCUCACAGGGAGCAUUUGACAGGACACUUCACUCCUGGGCAUCAGGGAUUGGGGACAGGAGUGCAUGCCCACAGGUACAGCACUGGUCUCUCAGUUCUACAGGGCCCCUCUGUGCUCUUCUGCAGAAGGGAGCGGGGCAGUGUGGGAGACAUUACUCAUUGCCUUGUACCCUUCCUGUUUUCCACCCGCCCCAUGUCUGCCUCUCUCCCACACCCUUUCUCUGAUCUGGGAUGUCACAAUUGAAGAUAACGGCUUCCCAGCUGGGGGCAGAAUGAAGUGGGACCUGAAUUUUUUUAAUAUAAGGAGAUAUUUAUACAGUGUUAAGAUUAAUGUUAUCUCAGCUAGGGCAAGCAGUGGGGUGGGACUUCUUAAUCUCAUCCCCAUUUUAAGUGAGCCUCAGACCACCCUGCCACCUUCCUUUCCCCAAGAGUGAUGGUUUAUGUUCCGAAGAAUAAAGCUAUUUUUACCAAAAAAA
Messenger RNA from Microtus ochrogaster (prairie vole), 1992 nucleotides. RefSeq names its product transcriptional enhancer factor TEF-4. Lineage: Eukaryota; Metazoa; Chordata; Mammalia; Rodentia; Cricetidae. Gene Ontology annotation, cellular component: transcription regulator complex. The record is from RefSeq and is a predicted model, not a curated record. Gene Ontology annotation, biological process: hippo signaling; regulation of transcription by RNA polymerase II; embryonic organ development. Gene Ontology annotation, molecular function: RNA polymerase II cis-regulatory region sequence-specific DNA binding; DNA-binding transcription factor activity, RNA polymerase II-specific.